Molecule: messenger RNA, 318 nt
Organism: Schistosoma intercalatum
Lineage: Eukaryota; Metazoa; Platyhelminthes; Trematoda; Strigeidida; Schistosomatidae
Source: the annotation of a GenBank genome assembly
AUGGCCUUCGAAUGGGAAACACUGACGGACAAAGAUUUUGGUUAUGUCUAUUUGCUUCAAGACAUACCCAAUAGGUUUGAUAAAUCAGUGAACGUAUACAAAGGCAAUAUAGGUUUAUUAGAAGCCAUUGGCGAACCAUGUGAACAUUCAAUAUAUCGUGCCGAGUGCCGCACCAAGAACGCCUUUCCUUCUAAUUUGAACACCUUUCACAUGACAUACAAAAGACGUGAGUUGUUUCUAAACUCUUACCUAACAAUCACAUUUCCAAUCUCUGUUCCAUCUUCAUCACAAUUAUACAACAUUCGAAUUCCAUAUUGA